Staurois parvus is the source of this 765-nucleotide messenger RNA. The record is from the annotation of a GenBank genome assembly. Lineage: Eukaryota; Metazoa; Chordata; Amphibia; Anura; Ranidae.
UGUAUUUUAGGGGGACCUGCGGUGGGUCUGACCUUCUGCUCCUUCUAUCUGGCCUCUUACUUCACUAACAAGUAUGUUCUGUCUAUUCUGAAAUUCACCUAUCCUACCCUUUUUCAAGGGUGGCAGACAUUAGUGGGCGGAGUCUUUCUUCAUAUAUGUUGGAAGAUAGGCUGGGUAGAGAUUAACUGUUCUUCCAGAUCUGACGUUAUAUCAUGGCUUCCUGCCUCAGCUUUCUUUGUGGGCAUUAUUUAUGCUGGUUCCAGGGCCUUGUCAAGACUGCCCAUUCCUGUGUUUCUGACUUUGCACAAUGCAGCCGAAGCUGUGACGUAUGGAGUCCAGAGAGUGUUCUUCAGAGAGCAAAGCUCUUACACAAAAAGCUGCAGUGUAAUUCUUUUACUGAUCUCAGCGGGGUGUCUUCCAUUACAUGACUCUCAGUUUGAUCAAGACGGUUAUUUUUGGGCCAUGAUUCAUCUAGUUUGUUCAGGAUGUUACAGAAUAUUCCAGAAAUCUCAGAAGUCAAGUUUGCUAAGUGACCUUGAUCAACAGUAUAUAAACUAUUUUUUCAGUGUUGUCCUGUUGGCCUCUGCCUCGCAUCCUACUGGUGACCUUCUCAGUGCCUUGGAAUUCCCCUUCCUUUAUUUCUAUCGAUUCCAUAGUGGAUGUUGUGCCAGUGGGAUUUUAGGCUUUGUGCUGAUGCUGCUGUCUGUAAAAUUAAGGAGCAGUCUGUCUCCUGCACAUCACCUUUCCUGGACUUUCCUGGCUAAG